CCCACAUUCACGCCCACCCACGACCGCCGCCGCCAACAUUGGAUCCGCCAGCCGCAGCCUCGUCGCACUAACCCCCAGCGCCUCGAGCGUGGCCGUGUCUCGCGCCGCCCAACUUCUUGCUCUUCGCCUUUGCAUCACCCGCCGCUGCCAUCUGCGCCGCCAACCCUCCCCUCCUUCCUCUCGUCUAAGCGACCAAUCCAGCAGCGCUCGUCGACGCCGCGACGCUCGACUCCCUCCUCCAUCGUCGCCCGCUGCCAAUUGCCUCGCCUACACCGUCCACGGGCGUGCCUCCGUCAUCGCCGGCUUCCCCGAGGGGACCCUUCCUAACUAGAGUUCCGGUGUGGUGUUUGACGCCUCAGUCACAAUGGCGCCCCAGUCUGGUGAGUUCCAACCUCCCUUGCAUACCUGUCCGCCCGCCGCCCUCUGCCUCUCCGUCUUUUUCUACCUGCCGCGCCUCGCCUCGCAAUUUGUACCUGGCAGUCGUUCGUACGAAGUAUUCGUACGACGCAAUGCAGUGCGCUCACAGCGGUUUCGUCCUGUCCUGCGCAUGACGAGGAGCCAUCGCCGCCUCAUUGUGCCCGUGCCCAUCCGUGUCCCUUUCCAUUUUCCUUUGCUUUACUCUCGCCCCCAACCGCGUCCAUGCCUCCCAAGAGAAAGUUUGCUGAGGUCGAAACCGCGCCAGCCGUGCCUCCGUCGCUGCCGCCGUCGGUCGAGGAGGCCUAUCGUCGGAAAUGCGUCCAGCUCAAGAACCGCACAAACGAAGUCGAAGAUGCCAAUGACGCCGCUCGGCUGCGUCUCGCCCGGAUAAAGCGACAGGUCGAGAAGCUGAGGAUAGAAAGGGCAUUCUUGCUUGAGCAGCUGGCCAAGCGUACGAGCACAAAUGUCGAGGAUUCCGAGGGCAGCCCGAGCCCUCCGCCCACGGUAUGCCGAACCCAAUUCUCUCUCUCCCCCCCUGGCGACACUUGGGCAGCGCUUCGCGCCUCCGCGGUGCUCCUCCCUUGCGCAACCCCGCGCCUGCCUACCCGUUAAAACCUCGCUCUGAUGGAAACAAGCCGCCCACAUCUAGACACGAACUGGAUGCUAACCCCCGGAAGCCCAAGGACAAGCCUCUGCGCAUCAAGAGGGGUCACCGCAAGUCCGCUGUCAACGAUGCCGAUUCCAAAGCUGGCGCCGCGGGCUCCUUCAAGGAGCCGGGGUCCCCCGGCUCGGAGGCCCAGUCCCAUCCGCCUGAGGGCCAGUCCAAGGGCAGCAAGUCUACGGCCAACGGCGUGGCCAAGUCAUCCAAGAAAUCAGUGAGCGCCUUUGACGUAUACAGCGCGGAGAAGCGCCCGGACCUCGAGGACAAGAACAAGGACGGAGAUGCAAAUAUCGACGAAGACCUUGCGCGAGACUGGGAAGAGCUGCCCGACGACGCUAAGAGCGAAUAUCGAGCCAAGGCCAAGGAGCAGUCUCGCGAGUUGCUCGAGAAGGAGGACUCUAAGGAUGCCGAGGACUCGGGCAAGAAGGCGGACAAGGAUGAUGCCGAUGUGGACGGCGACGGCGACGGCGACGGCGACGGUGAGGGUGAGGGUGAGGGUGAGGGUGAGGGUGAGGGUGAUGGUGAAGGUGAAGGUGAUGGCGAAGGUGAUGGCGAAGCGGAAGGUGAAGGCGACGGCGAAGGCGAAGACGACGGCAAGCCCGACACCCAGGAUGAAGACGUGGAGAUGGCCAACUACGACACGGAGGACCAAGAAACCCAAAUGGACAAGGACGGUGAUGAAUAGAAGUUUGCCGGUCUUGUCGGUAGGCUAUGCGGAAUGGGACUGGGCUGGGCGUUAACAUGAGGCGAUGCAACGGGACGGACGCAAUGGUAUCACGCAUCUUUUUUUCUUUCUUUGUUUCUUUCUACGUAAGCGACAGUGGGCUCUUGACCGCAGCCGCAUAAGGAAGAGUGGCUUUGUACCUUGCCAUGCCGAUGCUUCUAUUUGAAUCCUGUACGUGUCUAUACCUCGCGUACGUCUCGAUCAAAAGUCUAUGCCCGG
Messenger RNA from Purpureocillium takamizusanense, 2021 nucleotides. RefSeq lists its product as uncharacterized. The record is from RefSeq and is a predicted model, not a curated record. Bases 924 to 1763 code for a protein of 279 amino acids. Lineage: Eukaryota; Fungi; Ascomycota; Sordariomycetes; Hypocreales; Ophiocordycipitaceae. The transcript has a single exon.